This is a messenger RNA of Asparagus officinalis (garden asparagus), 1642 nucleotides long. Its product is annotated as carbon catabolite repressor protein 4 homolog 5. Bases 16 to 1023 code for a protein of 335 amino acids. The record is from RefSeq and is a predicted model, not a curated record. The transcript has 14 exons. Gene Ontology annotation, molecular function: 3'-5'-RNA exonuclease activity. Lineage: Eukaryota; Viridiplantae; Streptophyta; Magnoliopsida; Asparagales; Asparagaceae.
UACUUUGACUUGAAAAUGAGCGCACAAACUUUAAUUACAAGUUUAAUUUGUUUGCAGGAAGUUGAUCGCUUUGAUGAUUUAGCCGAUCUUCUUCGCGAAGAUGGUUAUGUUGGUGUUUAUAAGGGCCGGACUGGGGAAGCAAGGGAUGGGGGUGCUGUAUUUUGGAAGGAAAAAGAAUUUUCUCUUUUACAUCAAGAAAACAUAGAAUAUCAAAGUUUUGGACUUCGAGACAAUGUCGCGCAACUUUGUGUUCUUAAGGUCUGUCACAAUCAAUCAAAUAUUUCAACAUGCGAAGAUGCGGAUUCAUCAGAGCCGAUGCCCAGCCAGACUGUGGUUGUUGGGAACAUCCAUGUGUUGUUCAAUCCGAAACGUGGAGAUAUUAAGUUGGGACAGAUCCGACUACUACUUGAGAGAAUGCAUGCGGUGUCCCUGCAAUGGGGCAAUGCCCCUGUUGUAAUUUGUGGUGAUUUUAAUAGUGUGCCGCAGAGUGCAUUGUAUCAAUAUUUGUCUGCACCUGAGCUCGACAUAUUGUUGUAUGAUCGCAGGAAAAUCUCAGGUCAGGAUGAAUUUCCACUGCAAAAAAGACACUUUUCUGUGGGGAGGAAUGCCUCAAGGUCUCGGUUUUGCAUGCAAAAACUUCUACAAUUCAAAUGGAGUGAAGAAGAAAUACACCUUGCAGUAGGAAAUGGAGGCUGUACUCAUCUUAAGAACCCUUUGAAGCUUUUCAGCGCAUAUCGAGGAGUUCCGAUUGUCUUAAGUAUGUUUUUCCCCCCUGUGAAGCAGAGCUGUUCCAAUUCUAGAGAUAAUUGCGGUGAACCUUUGGUGACUUCCUAUCACUCGAAAUUCAUGGGAACUGUUGAUUAUAUAUGGCAUUCUGCAGGUAUUGUUCCAGUAGCAGUUGUCGAGACCUUGCCAAUUAAAAAUUUGAAGAAGUUGGGAGGCCUGCCAAGUGAAAAAUGGGGAAGUGAUCAUCUUGCUUUGGUUUGCGAAUUCGCUUUUGUAGAUGAUGGCAGUGCAAGCUAAUGUUCUUCAGCUUUUGCACAUAUGCAAAAUGACCACGACCAGAUUUUUCUAGUGAGAGAAAGCUGGUUCGGUUUUGAUGUGGAUUUGAGGACUGCAACAUGCAGAUGAUUGUAAUUGAUCAGUAUGUGAUACACAAUGAUGUCGCUUCUGCUUAGAGGCAUGAAGCAGGCCACUGAAAGGGUUCACACUAAUCCUCAAGCUUAACUAAAGACUAAAUCUUGUAUGCGUGAAUAUUGAAUCUGACCGUGUCAAUUUCAAAGGUUCGCUCGAGAUACUUUUCUAGACAAUGAAUUAUUGUUGUUUAGAACCCUAUACUCUUGGCUCGUAUCUCGCAUUCUCUAUCGUGUCUUAGUCUGAUGAGGUCGUAGAACAGAGACGGAGAAAGAUGCCUCUGCCAAUAGAGUUCUUCUAUUUUUCUUUUGAUCUUUUUUCUUGUUUUGAAUCGCAUCCUUGAAAAUUCAGUUUUAUCUGCUAAUGUUUAGCAUAUUCUAAGACAUCAAUGUGUAGUUGAAAGUUGUAGCUCUUAUAUUAUGCUGAAUUGAAAGCUGACUUGUUGGGAAUCUAGUCACUGUGUAUGCGUCAAACUCAUAGUAAUUUUUUUUUUAUGGUUCUUAGGAUU